This is a messenger RNA of Aspergillus novofumigatus IBT 16806, 829 nucleotides long. RefSeq lists its product as uncharacterized. Lineage: Eukaryota; Fungi; Ascomycota; Eurotiomycetes; Eurotiales; Aspergillaceae. The record is from RefSeq and is a predicted model, not a curated record. Bases 311 to 538 code for a protein of 75 amino acids. The transcript is spliced from 2 exons.
AUGCCCAAUCAUUGCCAGCACAAGCGAGGCGUAGCCGUCGUGAGAGGCCAGGGAUAUGCUGAUAACCAUGGUCGAUGCCUACGAGUCAAACGCCACUGGCCUGAAUCGUCGACGUCGAUUCUUGUGCUACCUAGGUAGCCCCUGUCGUGUGACUACCCCGCAUCAGGAUGGCGAGAAAAGAGUAUAUAAAGGCUGAGAGGAUGGUCGUACUCCUCAAGUACAAGGUAUAUUCGUGUUGCUUAACUCGUGACAUCCUUCUGCCAAUACAUAUCUGCAAAGCGAUCCCAUUUAUCCCAACCUAUCAUCCAAAAUGUCAGCUCCAAUUAUCCAGAACCUUUCCGCUCUGAGCUCGUCCGUGGCGAACUAUUCCAGACAGCAACUUGGUACUCUACGGAACAGACUCUUCCAGAAAGAGAGAUCGAAGACAACAGCAGGUCUUGCGCAGACCUCCUUUGCGCUGCACAAGCCGGUCUGGGUAGCAGGCGGGGCGCCAUGUACACAACCAUGGGCGCCGUCUACCUCACACUACGUUACAUGAGCCGACUUAGAUGAUCGAGCGUUACUUCAUGAUUAUCCGUUCUCCUGGAGAGAUGGAAUUAUUGCAUUGAACAUUAUUACGACCUGCAGCUAGACAGUGUCUUGCUUCUACUUACGAUCACUUUCCUUUGUUUGGGUACCGUGGCCUGGAUGGCCUGAUUAUUGCGCCACCAGUUGGCAGGGAUGGAGUUUCAUGUAUGUAACUUGUCGUCUUACAUUAUCUAUACAACGAAUAUUAUUCGCCCGUCAUGAGGGGUUAAAUGACCAGCUGUUGCCUUGUUUGAUCUGACAU